Messenger RNA from Durio zibethinus, 2074 nucleotides. NCBI's taxonomy places the organism in Eukaryota, Viridiplantae, Streptophyta, Magnoliopsida, Malvales, Malvaceae. The record is from RefSeq and is a predicted model, not a curated record.
AUGUAUGCAAAAGGAUCAAUAAACAAUAAUGGGUAACAUGCAAAAAUUGAUUUCACCAUUACUAUUAAAUAUUGAUGCAUAUGCAAAUUAAUAAGAAGGCUACUUAGGGCAUCCCUUCCUAUUGAUACACACAUCGCAAAGUUUUAGGAGAGGGGAUGAUUGUUUUCCAUGAAAAGCCAACUUUCUCUUGUAUGCAAAGGCACAAAAAUGAACUUAUCCUAGAAGAUCUAGUCACUUAGUAAUUCAUGAAAAGUAGCCAUUAAAGAGAACAAAUAAGAGAGUGAAUAAAAGUAGGGGACUGCUUUUCGGUGCCACUGCCACCUCCAUCUCUUCACCAAACCCCGCAAUGAAUGCUACACGGUUUUAAUUGAGAGAGAGGGAAAGAGUCUAAGCAUAAGCUGACUUUUGGCAAGCAAUGAGUAAAUGCUGUUUGCUAUCCGUUUUGACUCUUUUGGAUGCAAAUCCCUUUUACCUCAUUCCUCAGGUCAGCGUAAACACCUCCUUCCGGGGUCUCUUCUCUAUAUAUAGACAAGGCAAACCCCUGCCUUUGAGGCUUGUCUGUCUCAUCACCAUUUCUCUUAGGAUAUACAAUUAGAAAUAGAUUUCAAACUCUAGCUAGAGCUGAAGUUCUAGCUAUAUAUCAAGAUAAAUAUUACACUCAAGACCCUUUUUUUUUUUUGAGAAAAGAAUCAAAUCAAAUCUUCUUCUUCAUCAACUUCUCUUAGAGUACUACUGUGUCUGUUAGUGAUCAGAGUGAACAAAGUGGACAUGGGUAGACCUCCUUGCUGUGACAAAAUCGGUGUGAAGAAGGGACCAUGGACUCCUGAAGAGGAUAUCAUACUGGUCUCUUAUAUUCAAGAACAUGGUCCAGGAAAUUGGAGAUCAGUUCCUACUAAUACAGGUGCAAUAAAUAUACCGACAUCUUUUCUUUAUUGUUUGCUUAGAUGCAGCAAGAGCUGUAGGCUUAGAUGGACUAACUACCUCCGGCCAGGUAUUAAACGAGGUAACUUCACUGAACAAGAAGAGAAGAUGAUAAUCCAUCUCCAAGCUCUUUUAGGCAAUAGAUGGGCUGCCAUAGCUUCCUACCUUCCUCAGAGAACAGAUAAUGACAUAAAAAACUAUUGGAAUACCCAUUUGAAAAAGAAACUGAAAAAGCUCCAAACAGGCGUUGAUGGCCAAAAUCAAGAUGGGUUCUCUUCUUCACAAUCGGUCUCUAAGGGACAGUGGGAGAGAAGGCUUCAAACAGAUAUUCGGAUGGCUAAACAGGCUCUUUCUGAGGCUUUAUCACUUGAUAAACCAAACUCUUUAACAGACUCAAAGGACUUAAACCUCUCUCACCCUUACUCGAGACCAUCUCAAUCUCAAGCAUCUACUUACGCCUCAAGUGCUGAAAACAUAUCCCGGUUGCUCCAAAACUGGAUGAAAAAUCCACCAAAACCGGCUGCUCAUCAAACAAAUUCAGCUGAAACAAUGACUCAGAAUUCCUUCAACAACACAACCACAGCUGGCUCCAUCUCUAGCGAAGAAGGUGCACUCAGUGCAACUACAGCUGAGGGUUUUGACUCUUUUUUUAGCUUCAACUCUUCUAAUUCAGAUAAUGUUUCUCAUGAAUCUGUCUCGGUGGAUCAGAUCCCCAAUUUGACACCUGAAAACAGCGUCUUUCAAGAUGAAAGCAAGCCCAAUUUGGGGGAUCAAGUCCCUCUCACAUUGAUAGAGAAAUGGCUGUUGGAUGAUGGUUCAGCUCAGGCUCAUGAAGACCUAAUUAACUUGUCUUUAGAAGAUGGUGCUGAGUUGUUUUGAACAAAAAAACAUUAACUUAUUAUAAUCAGGGUCUCUUUGUUUUAGGUGGGUUUUUAGACCUUUUCUUAAUUUCUAGUCCAUAAGCAGAAGGAUAACACCCUCUAUGGGGAGAAGCAAGAAGUGUAAAUUACAAGUACAUCUAUAUUAUUAUGCUAUAUAUGUACUGGAUAUCAAAAUAAAUUAGAAAUCUUUUCUUUACAUAACUUGAAUUUUCUGUUGUUCUUCUUUGCACCUUAAUUAUAGUGCAAAUUUUAGAUGAAUAUAUAUUAAAAAA